AUGAUAUUCGAAAUAGGUGAAAUAUUUACAGUCUAAGAAUCAUUGAAGGAUGAGAAAAUAGCAAAAAAUUUGGAUUUGGAUGUUGGUUCCUAGAAUGAUUUUCUUGAUUUGAGAUCUACUGACCCAAAUCCUCAUCUACCAAAUAGAAGAUUGGAUCGUAAAGCAUAAAAGAGAUAAGAUCAAAUCCCUAAAAAGUUUGAACAAACUAAGGAAGAGAAGGAGACUGUUAAAGCAUCAGAAAUAAUCUCAAAUAUCAUUAAAGAUGUAUUUAAGAUGGACAUCAAUGAGUUUGAGUAAAUGAAUUCACCUGAGAAAUUGAACAAAGAAUAUAAAUUUCAAGAAAUUGACCCUGAAAAAAGGAAAUAUUUAAGAAUGAAAAUACCUCUCAACAAAAGAUAAGAAUAAUUCGAGUAGGAGUUAUUAAAUGUGAAAUCUGAUUUAAAAUUAAAAAUACAAGAAAUUCGCAUGCCUUAAUAAAAAAAUACUGGGAAUAAUUCUUAAAAGGAUGAAAAUACUUUCAGUCGACCUAAUUCAUAAAAGAUUAAAUAGAAUUCAAGCUCAAAUAAGUUAUUUUUUAAUUCGAGUAAUGAAGUAGAUACAAUUGAUUCUCAUAUUUGGUUAUAAAGUAGGUUAGAUAGAACAUUAAAAUUGAACUCACAUAAUCCAGACACUUAGAAGGCAUGGAAGGAAUAUUGGAGCAACAUAAAUUGCUCUGAUUUUAAAACCUUUUAAGAAUAUCAAUAAUAACAUAAGAAACCUCAUCUUGCAUCAGAUUUAGUCACUAUUAAUUAUGGUGGGGAGAGAUCUGUCAAAUAUUAAAAGAAUGAUAAUGAGACCUCUGUAAAUAUCAAGAAUUCAUCAUCACUUACAAUAAAGAAUAAGUAGAUAACUAGUGAACAUAUUCUUUAUUUAUCUAUGGUUGAACCACCUUUGAUAAAUCUCUUAAGAGUUGAAUUCAUAAGAACCUAAUUGAAUGAAACUGCUUUUAAAUUGUUAACUACUUUGCUGAGUGAAUGCAAAAGAUUAGAGUACUUAAAUAUCUCUAGCAAUACAUAUCCUAGAAAUUAAACUAUUAAAAUAUUAUUAUUGGAUUUGUAGAAUCUCAAAAUCUUGAAAAUGUCAGACAUGAUGAUUUCAACUAAAUAUUUUUUGGAUCUUUGUGAAGUGCUGGUCUAAACUAAUAUUUAGGAGAUCGAUCUUAGUAAUAACCUGUUAGAUCAUCAUGCUUUACGAUGCAUUAAUUACUUUAAUUAAAUACUUGCCUUCUUUAACAUAAAUGGAUUUCUAAUAAAAUGA
This is a messenger RNA of Paramecium tetraurelia, 1296 nucleotides long. RefSeq lists its product as uncharacterized. NCBI's taxonomy places the organism in Eukaryota, Ciliophora, Oligohymenophorea, Peniculida, Parameciidae. The record is from RefSeq and is a predicted model, not a curated record. The transcript has a single exon.